AUGUGGGAUACAACACGAUUUGCUUAUCAUGUUCCAACUUUAUCUUUUUCUUUUGAACAUGAUAUUCGAACUCGAUUACAAAGUCUUCAUCUUCGUGCUCGAUCAACUUUUAUUUCACUUCAAAGUAUGCAACGUUAUCAUUUGACUUUCAAAGACGUGCCACCAAUAUUGAUUGAACCAUUUAUAUUACGUGGUUAUCGAUCGACUCAUCAACCAUGGUCUUACUAUUGGAAAUCAUUAUUUCAUAAACAUAAUGAAACAAUCAACGUUUGGAGUCAUUUAAUAGGCAUAUUAUACAUGAUACAUUUAUUAUAUUAUUAUAAUCAACGAUUGCAAUUUUUUGAAAAUGCUCAUUCGUGGCCAUUUGUUGUAUCAUUGUGUACGGCAAUCAUUAUGUUUAUGAGUUCAGCAUUUGCACAUUUAUUGCAUUCAAAAUCUGAAAAAAUUCAUAAAACUUGCUUUGCAAUUGAUUAUGUUGGAGUUAGUUUACAUGGAUUUGGCUCAGGAUUUCUUCAUAUCUAUUAUUCAGCACCACAAUGGUAUUAUGAUAAAAUUGAAUAUCAAUACAUAUUUAUUCUGCUUUUACUUGGUAUUCUGGCUUGUUUUUUAAAUUGUUUUGCUCAAUACCAUUUUCAUCCACCUUAUCCCCCAUUAAAACGUAUUUGUCAAUUUCUGCCAUGUGGAAUUUUAUGGAUUUAUUCAGUUAUACCAUUAGUUAUCAGUUUAUUUCCAUUGAUUUUUCCAUUAAAUUCAAGUUCAUUAUGUCAUUUAGGACAAAUAAUAUUAUUUAUUGUUGGUGCAACAUUUUUUGCUUUUGAUAUACCUCAACGUUUUUGGCCUGGUGCUUUGGAUUUCAUUGGUCAAGGUCAUCAUUUAUUUCAUUUAUGUAUUUAUUUUGUAACUCUAUGUCAAAUGCAUGGUGUCUAUUGGGAUUAUGAAACUCAUCAAAAAAUAAUUGACCAAAGAAGUAAACCAGAUUUAAUAUUUUGCGCUGGUUCCAUGAUAUCUCUUAUUUUAUGGGACAUUGUUAUUGUUUGGUAUUUUCGACGACGUCUAGGUGACAAAGAUCAUGGUCAUUAA
Messenger RNA from Rotaria socialis, 1080 nucleotides. The record is from the annotation of a GenBank genome assembly. NCBI's taxonomy places the organism in Eukaryota, Metazoa, Rotifera, Eurotatoria, Philodinida, Philodinidae.